This is a messenger RNA of Cephus cinctus (wheat stem sawfly), 942 nucleotides long. Its product is annotated as cuticle protein 76-like. NCBI's taxonomy places the organism in Eukaryota, Metazoa, Arthropoda, Insecta, Hymenoptera, Cephidae. The transcript has 2 exons. The record is from RefSeq and is a predicted model, not a curated record. The coding region runs from base 96 to 734 and encodes 212 amino acids.
GUCUAUAUAUGGUCUACAAAUUUUCUGACUGACACGCAGAUUCGCAUUAGCUUAUUCAGCUGACAGACUACUCUGACAGGAUCCUAUUCGACGCCAUGGCCGCUAAGCUCUUCAUCUUCGCUGUAGCUAUCGCAGCUGUUAAUGCUGGAUACUUGGGCUCUCCAUCCGCCCACUAUGUAACUGGCCAAGUGCAAGUGCAACCUCAUGUGUAUACUUCCACUUCUGACAACAUCCUGCGUAGUCAUGGAAACCUGGCACAGAUUGCUACCCAGUCGAAGACCAUUGAAGCUCCUCACUCCAGCGUGAGCAAGAGUGACAUCCGUGUGAGCAACCCUGGAGUAUAUUCCCAUGCUGUGCCUGUUGGUUACGCUGCACCUGCACCACAUGGAGCCCUGUUUGCUCCUGGUGCAUCUGGUUAUCCUCACGCCCCAGCAAAUUAUGCCGCUGCACCCGUCAGUUAUGGCCAUGCAGCUGCACCUGCCAGUUACGCCCCAGCAACGGCAACCUACUCCCACGCUCCUGCUGCAUAUGCACAUGCUCCUGUUACUGCUAGCUACGCCCCCGCCAUUGCUAGCCACGCCCCAGUUGUUGCUAGCCACGCCCCAGUUGUUGCUAACUACGCCCACGCACCAGCUGCUCACCAAUCACUGCUCGGUGUUGCUUAUUCUCCCGCAAGCGAAGUUGCUCAUCUGUCUUACUCCAACGUGAAUGAUCAUUUCAAUUACGCCUGGUAAAUGAGAAUAUGUCUGUGAUAAUUGCAGCAACAUUCUCAAGCGGUUUUAAUAUCAAUCGAAAGACGCAUGAGAAUUUGCAUAUACUGAUACAGUAUUAUUUUUUCAAGAGUGACCACAACGUUUUAAAUUAAUACCCACUUUUGUACAUACAUAGAUGAUAACACUUUUUUCUUGAAAAGGGAAUAAUAAAGAAUUUCGUAUGAGGAAA